CACUGUAGCAUAGAUGUAACCGUAACCACAUGUAUGUGUGUAUGUAUAUAUAAUUAUUAUUAUUUAUUUCUUAGAUGCCCUUACCCAGGAUGACUUACAGUUUUAUACAAAAAAUACAUAUCAAGAAUUACAGUCCUAAUAUGAGCAAAUACAAAACACAGUAUGAUUUGAUAUUGGGGCAGUUCAAGAGCAGAUAACAGUGUUGAUAGUUACAUCAGAGAUAGAUAAGAGUGCAAGUGAAAUACAAAAUACUACAGAUUGGGUUAAGUGCAGGAAUAAAUACAGUAAAAUAGGGAGCAGAUAAGUGCAAGUUAAAGUGCAUUAAAGGCAUAGUGCUAUAUUGUCCAGAAGGGAAGAGUUGAGUUUUACUGGUGUUGUCUGAAGAGGUCUGUAGGAAGGUCGUUCCACCACUGCGGGGCGAGGGUGGAAAAGGAGCGGGCUCUGGAGGCAGAGGAGCGUAGAGAAGGUAGAGCCAGUCUUCUAGUGCAGGCGGAGCGGAGAGGUCGGGUGGAGGUGUAGGGAGAGAUGAGGGUCUGGAGGUAGCUGGGUGCAGUCUGGUCAAGGCAUCGGUAAGCGAGUACAAAAGUCUUGAACUGGAUGCAAGCGGUGAUUGGGAUCCAGUGGAGUGAGCGGAGCAGUGAAGUAGCAUGAGAGAAGUGAGGCAGAGAGAACACCAGGCGAGCAGCGGAGUUCUGGAUGAGCUGGAGCAGACGGGUGGCGGACGCAGGGAGGCCGGCCAGGAGGGAGUUGCAGUUGUCUAGGUGCGAGAGUACCAGGGCCUGGACGAGGAGUUGCGUGGAGUAGUUGGUGAGGAAGGGACGGAUUCUUCGUAUGUUGCUCAGGAAGAAAUGGCAGCAGGUAGAAGAACGAGUGGAGGAGAUCAGGCUCAGGCCUCUGGGUGCCAGCGCUAAGAAGAGGCUGCCUAUCACUGAAGGCAUUGUGGAGGUCAAGUACAAGGGCAGCUGGGCUCAGAUCUGCGAUGAUGGCUGGACUCCCAAAAACUCACGUGUCAUCUGUGGCAUGUUUGGAUUCCCACAGGAGAGAAAGGCCAACAAGAACUUCUACAAACAAAUAAAAAAGCGGGCCGCUAAGACUAAAGGCAAGAUUAUUGGGUCUGGCGACAGGGAGAAAUCCAAGCCUAAAUCCAACCCUAAGUCUAAAUUGAAUAAGGACUCUGGGUCAGGCACGAGGUUGUUCACAGAAAAACAGCAAAACAAGUACCGUCUUCACUCCGUGGCCUGCACUGGUAAUGAGGUUCACUUGUCAGUGUGCCCCUUGCAGUUCUACAAGGCUAAUGCCACCAGGGCCUGUGAGGGGGGCAUGCCCGCUGUGAUCAGCUGUGUGCCAGGACCGCAGUUUUCCCUUGGCAACAGCCAAAAAAAGAAGACAAAAAGUACGUUCCGUGUACGAUUAAAGGGUGGUGCCAAGAUCGGAGAGGGGCGUGUGGAGGUCCUGAAGGACAAUGAGUGGGGGACGGUCUGUGACGACCGCUGGAACCUGCAGGCUGCCAGUGUGGUGUGCAGAGAGUUGGGGUACGGCACUGCCAAAGAUGCACUGACCGGAGCACGCAUGGGGCAGGGAAUGGGUCCCAUACACAUGAAUGAGGUUCAGUGCUCCGGCCAAGAAAAAUCCAUCUGGAACUGCCAGUACAAAAACAUCACGACCAACGACUGUCGCCAUGUCGAGGAUGCCUCUGUGAAGUGCAACAUCCCUUACAUGGGAUACGAAACCUUGAUCCGUUUGAGAGGUGGGCGCAAUCGCCUCGAGGGCCGAAUGGAGGUGAUGACAGGGGUAGAUGGCAAUGGCAUUGAGCAGUGGGGGCUCAUUUGCGGAGAAGGCUGGGGCAUCAAGGAGGCCAUGGUGGCCUGUCGCCAGCUGGGCCUCGGAUUCGCUAACAGCGGCUUGCAAGUCCGGAUCGUCGGAGGAAGAACUACGCACGAAGGCAGAGUGGAAAUUAAGAAGGGUUCCAAGUGGGGCAUUGUUUGCAGUGAAGGCUGGACUACUAAAGAGGCAAUGGUAGUGUGCCGUCAGCUAGGGCUUGGCUACUCCCUGCAUGCUAUCACAGAAACCUGGUACUGGGAUGGCAGCAAUGUGACAGAGAUGGUGAUGAGUGGAGUGAAGUGCACAGGAAACGAAAUGUCGCUCAGUCACUGCCAACACCACGGGAGCAGCAUCAACUGCAAAAACACUGACACACGCUUCGCUGCAGGGAUCAUCUGCUCUGAAACUAUCUCUGACUUGGUUCUGAACGCCCCCUUAGUCCAGCAGACUGUGUACAUCGAGGACCGGCCGCUGCACAUGCUGUACUGCGCCGCCGAGGAGAACUGUCUGUCCAGCUCUGCUGCCAAGGCCAACUGGCCAUACGGACACAGGCGUCUGCUGCGAUUCUCCUCCCAGAUCCACAACAUCGGCCGAGCAGACUUCCGCCCCAAGGCUGGCCGCCACUCCUGGGUGUGGCACGAAUGCCAUAGGCAUUAUCACAGCAUGGAUAUAUUCACUCACUACGACAUUCUAACUGUGAAUGGCACCAAAGUGGCUGAAGGACACAAAGCCAGCUUCUGUCUGGAGGACACAGAAUGCCAGGAAGGAGUUUCCAAGAGAUACGAAUGUGCUAACUUUGGAGAGCAGGGCAUUACUGCGGGCUGCUGGGAUUUGUAUCGCCAUGAUUUUGACUGUCAGUGGAUUGACAUCACUGACAUCAAACCAGGAAACUACAUUUUCCAGGUUGUCCUUAACCCAAAUUUUGAGGUGGCAGAAAGUGACUUCACCAACAACGCUAUGAAGUGUAACUGUAAAUACGAUGGAGACCGGAUCUGGUUUCACAACUGCCAUAUUUGUGAUGCCUUCAGCGAAGAGGCUGAAAAGCAGUUUGAACAGUAUCCAGGACAGAAUAACCAAAUUUCCUAACUUCCAGUGGAAAGACGGAUGGAUUCUCCAACUCACAGAAACGGCGGGGCAUUUAUCGAACUGAAUUUGAAACUAUUGACCAAACACUUUCAAAGUAACCUAGUGGAACAUUCCCCAGAGUGUACAAAGCUGAAAUACAAUGACACACAAUAUUUGUACUGAAAUUAAUACGCCCCUACAUUGGUAUUAUAUCUCAAUUGAAAUCCUUUUGAAUGACUGUGUUAUCUAAUGCAGUAAAUUUGGCAGAUGUCUAUACAUGCAGUAUAUAUUUGAAUAUUUAGAGAUUUUCCUUGUUGAAAUAGACUUGUUUCUUUAUCAUGUACUACCAGCAGUUUUGUAAAUGCAACCUAGUUUAAAAAGAAUACUUCAAUUUAAUGUACAAUAUGAUUAGCACUACCUUAUUAUGGUAUGUUUCUUUUCUAAAUUCACAGCUAACACGGGAAGGCUUACAUGAUGUUAAUGAGUCAGGAUUUAAAUGAUGUGGGAAAUUCCUUGACCAUCAUGACCAUAUUUCCUGUGAAAAGCUAUGCCUGUAUGUCCCUUAAAUUAGGAUUGCCCCAGAAUAAAUUCCAAAAGGCAG
Acipenser ruthenus (sterlet) is the source of this 3487-nucleotide messenger RNA. Its product is annotated as lysyl oxidase homolog 3B-like. The transcript is spliced from 15 exons. Gene Ontology annotation, molecular function: copper ion binding; protein-lysine 6-oxidase activity. Gene Ontology annotation, cellular component: membrane. Lineage: Eukaryota; Metazoa; Chordata; Actinopteri; Acipenseriformes; Acipenseridae. The record is from RefSeq and is a predicted model, not a curated record. The coding region runs from base 832 to 2907 and encodes 691 amino acids. Gene Ontology annotation, biological process: peptidyl-lysine oxidation.